Molecule: messenger RNA, 744 nt
Organism: Lasiosphaeria miniovina
Lineage: Eukaryota; Fungi; Ascomycota; Sordariomycetes; Sordariales; Lasiosphaeriaceae
Product: INO80 complex, subunit Ies4
Exons: 2
Coding region: 1-744 (247 amino acids)
Biological process (GO): chromatin remodeling
Cellular component (GO): Ino80 complex
Source: RefSeq, a predicted model, not a curated record
AUGCCUCCUUCCGGCAAGAACGCCGCUGCGCUUAAGAACAGUCUAAAGUCCAACGCGACGGCGGCCAGCAUCACGACGGGUCUAAACCCAAUCAAGCCCAGCCUCAUCGUCACCAUGAAGACGGCGCCCGAGAAGCUGCGAGCCAUCGUCGACCCCGAUUCGGUCAAGGAAGAGACGCCAGUGCGUGAGCUCAAGGAGUCUCCCGCCACGUCAACGACUCUCCCUACCGCCCUGAAUUCAAACACGGAGAACGCGUCGGACUCCACUCCGAACACUCCUCCUGCCAGCACGCCCGCGGCUCAGCCUUCCAUCAUGGGCUCGCCUGCCAACAGACCGAAGGAGAAGGGCGUCAAGCGAGGCGCUGGCGCUGCUGCGAUUGGCAACGGCGAGCCCAAGGUCCGCGGAAAGCUUGGCCGCCCUAAGAAGCAGAGGCUAGAGGAUGGAACCAUUGAGGGUAGCCGAGGCGGAGGCCCGGCUGCGCACAAGCUCGGGCCCAAGUCGACCAAGUCGAACAAGUCGAGCAAGUCGAACAAGGCGAACCAAGAAGCUUUCAACGCAGGCCUCCGAGCCCUUGAUCGGUCUGGAAAGCCGUGCCGGAAGUGGGUCAAGGGACCCUUCACCAUCAAGAGCUUCACGGGCUACGAGUGGGAGAUUUCGCAAUGGGUCGCACUGUCUAAGCCAGAGGACUCUACUCCGGCAUCGGCCGAGGGUAGCAGCAAGGAGAACAAGGAAGACAGCAGCUAA